AUGAAGGAACGGCGCGCCGCGAAGCGCGACCUGGCCCGGGGGUCCGACGGGGGCGCCGGCAUCACUUGGCCGCGGCGCGGAGCGGAGCUGGGCGAGCCGGCGGCGCCGGGCAGCGCCGAGCCGACGGAGCUCCGCGGCCCCUGCCCGGCCUGGGCUUCGCGGCUGGGGCCGGGCGGCCCCGGCCCUGCCGAGCUCGCCCGCGGCCCAGCGCCGGCGACGCCGCGGCGGCUCGCCGCGGCCGGACUGUUGAACCGCGGCGGCGCCCAGAGUUCAAAGGUGCUGGACAGCGUCGCACUAUUGAACUUUCGUGGCGCGUGGCGUCACGGUGCGAGACCCGCCUGGACUAUUGAAGUCUGGGCGCCGCUGAGGAGCGUCGGCACCGGGCCACCCGGGAAGGUGGAGCAGAGGUGCUGGCCUUCCCUGUCGGCCGACGAGGCGAGGUCGUGGACGGAGGCGGCGUGGCCCGAGGGGACCCAGGAGCUGGAGCCCCAGGCCGCCCAGAGCCCGCACACGCAGGGCGACCGCACGAGGAAGCGGGACAAGGUGUUCGGGUGGCUCCAGGACGUCAGCUCGGUGGUGGGGGCCGCGGCGAAGUCUGGAGCGGAGGUGGCCGCCGCCGCCUCGGUCGCGGCCGGGGGCAUCGCCGCCUCCGCGGCUGGCAACUUGAUGUCGCGCCCCCCCCCCCAGGAGCUGACAGUGGAGCCGCUCAGCCCAGGCUUCUCGCCCGCGUCGGUCCCCGGCGUCACGUUCGAGAACGCGCUGGCAGGAGAGGUCACGCACUAUGUGGCGAAGAAGGUGUGCCUGCUCACCAACAACCCGUUCUGCGAGACGGGCGGGCGGCUGCUGGUGACCAAUUUCCGCCUGAAGUUCCAGGUUCCGAAGGGAACAAUGCGGGAGGAGCUGCAGUGGAUGCAGGAGCGCAAGGUCUUAGACGUUCCACAUGGUGCGGUGGAAGACCUCAAGGUGGAGAAGCAGAAGGCAGAGUCAGGCAUGGAUCAGUUCCGGCUGAGGCUGAGGACCAAGGACCUGCGGUCUCUGACCUUCCUCCUCGCUGACGAGCAGGACGGACGCCAGGUGUUGCAGCUGCACCUCCUGUGCGCCUACGGCCGAGGGAGCCCCUCCGGGCUCUUCGCUUUCGCGCACCGGGCCGCCGCGGAGCGCGAGGGUGCAGGACCGACCCGCCUCUCGGCCGCAGGCUGGCGGGUGUACGACCCCCACGCCGAGUACGCCCGCAUGGGCGUCGACACCAGCGGCGCGCCCGCGCAGCAGUGCCCGUGGAGCCCCCCACGCACGAGGGCUACGAGCUGUGCAGCACGUACCCCGCCUGGAUUGUCGUGCCGAAGUGCCAGCAGGACCCAGAGAACCUGCUGGCCGUGGCGUCGUUCCGGAAGCGGGGCAGGCUGCCGGUGCUGA
Messenger RNA from Prorocentrum cordatum, 1413 nucleotides. The record is from the annotation of a GenBank genome assembly. NCBI's taxonomy places the organism in Eukaryota, Dinophyceae, Prorocentrales, Prorocentraceae.